AUGCCUGAAAAUCCUGCUGCAGAUAAACAGCAGGUGCUGCAGAUCCUUGAUCGUCUGCAAGCAAAACUGCGUGAGAAAAGGGAUUCCCAACAUAAUGAAAACUUGACUGCUUUGCGUAACACACUCAGGAGCCCUUUGUUUAACCAGAUCCUGACCCUCCAGCAAUCCAUCAAGCAACUGAAGGAACAACUCAAUUACAUGCCUCCUGACCGUUCAGUAGAUUUUGACUUUACUAAGAGAGGGCUGCUAGUGUUUGCUGACAAAUCAGUUGCUGCUGGGAGCGUGUAUACACCUUGCAGUUCACCUGAACCCAAAGCACCUACCUUCACUCCAAACCUGGGAGUUACUGAAUUUAACGCAAUCAUCCAACAGAUGGCAAAGGGGAGACAAAUAGAAUCAAUAAAGAUUGAAAAGCCUUCUGUUGGAGGUCUUGGAUUUAGUGUGGUUGCCCUUAAAAAUCACAGCUUGGGAGAAGUUGGUAUCUUUGUCAAGGAAGUCCAGCCAGGAAGCAUAGCUGACAGGGAUCAAAGACUAAAGGAAAAUGACCACAUACUGGCCAUUAAUUGCACCCCAUUGGAUCAGAACAUUUCCCAUCAGCACGCUAUUGCCCUCCUCCAGCAAUCCACAGGAUCUCUACAUCUGGUUGUUGCUAGGGAGCCAGUUCAAGGAAACAGCAGAACUUCGGCUGUCUUAUUAAGUGAUAUAAAUCCACCUGAGACUAUUCACUGGGGCCACAUUGAAGACGUUGAGCUGAUUAACGACGGUUCGGGAUUAGGGUUUGGAAUUGUAGGAGGAAAGUCGAGUGGAGUAGUUGUAAGAACAAUUGUUCCUGGGGGAUUAGCAGAUCGGGAUGGGAGGCUUCAGACAGGAGAUCACAUCUUACAAAUUGGGGGGACCAAUGUACAAGGAAUGACCAGUGAACAAGUUGCCCAAGUGCUGAGAAACUGUGGGAAUUCUGUUAGGAUGAUCGUUGCAAGAGACCCAAAGUGUGAAAUUGUGGAGACUCCACCAGCUCCUGUGAGCUGGCCAGUCACUACGUUACCUUCCUUUCAAAAUGGAAAUGAUAAUACCAACCUUUUUGAGACUUACGAUGUUGAACUUAUAAAAAAUAAUGGGCAAAGCCUGGGGAUAACAAUUGUUGGAUAUGCUGGCACGUGUGAUAUAG
This is a messenger RNA of Balearica regulorum gibbericeps (East African grey crowned-crane), 1165 nucleotides long. The record is from RefSeq and is a predicted model, not a curated record. NCBI's taxonomy places the organism in Eukaryota, Metazoa, Chordata, Aves, Gruiformes, Gruidae.